This is a messenger RNA of Plasmodium coatneyi, 1533 nucleotides long. Its product is annotated as Proteasome regulatory component. The transcript has 2 exons. Gene Ontology annotation, cellular component: proteasome regulatory particle, lid subcomplex; proteasome complex. Gene Ontology annotation, biological process: regulation of protein catabolic process; ubiquitin-dependent protein catabolic process. Gene Ontology annotation, molecular function: enzyme regulator activity. The record is from RefSeq and is a predicted model, not a curated record. Lineage: Eukaryota; Apicomplexa; Aconoidasida; Haemosporida; Plasmodiidae. The coding region runs from base 1 to 1533 and encodes 510 amino acids.
AUGAAGGAGAAGCAUAAAAAGGUCGAAUACGCGGAGGUCACAGGGGAAGCCCCCGCCGACGCCCCAACCGACGCCGCAACCGACACGACCCCCAAAGAUGUAAGCAGUGUGUUCGUGAAUAACCUCCUAACGAGCAUUAACAACAUAAAUAACGCAAUAGUUUAUAAGGACAACCGGUACAUUCUGCGAAUGCUCAAGUAUAUAAAAUGCAUGCGCCUGAGCGUAAAGAAUGAGAGCAGUACCCUCAUGCCCAUACUGAUCAAUCUGAUUAGCAAGACAUUUAAGGAGGGUUAUCCAGUCUAUGAAAUAUUAGCAAAGUACAUAAAUGAGUUUAGAGAAUUGCCAAAGGAAGUCCCAGAAUUUGCAAACAUAAACGAUAAGACAUAUACACAUGCAGCUCCAGAGGUGGAAGUGUUUUUCUACCUAAUGAUAUUGCUGUACCUGUUGGAUAAAAAAUGCUACAAUGAAGCGAUGGAUCUUUCCACCGUCAUUGUUAACAGGAUCACAAAAUUGAACAGAAGAUCGUUAGACUGCAUAAAUGCAAAGGUGUACUUUUAUUUCUCAUGGGUUCAUGAAUUGGGUGGAAAACUAUCCCAAGUUAGGCAGAAACUUCUCUACAUAUAUCGCAAUGCAUGUCUUCAUAGGGACGUAAUGACUCAGACAGUUGUCCUAAAUUUAAUCCUAAGGGAUUACAUAAAGCACAAUUUAUACGACUUGGCUGUAAAGUUUGUUAGCAAAACUUCCUUUCCAGAAAAUUCUUCAUCAAAUGCACAACACGCAAGGUACCUAUACUAUAUUGGGAAAAUUCUAGCUAUCCAGUUAGACUACAGUGAGGCGCAUAGCAAAAUUACGCAGGCCAUUAGGAAGGCUCCACAAAAUAGUCAAAGUGCUAAAGGGUUCAAAUUAGAAGCCACCAAAAUGGAGAUCAUAGUUGAAUUGCUUAUGGGUGAUAUACCGGACAGGUCUCUCUUCAGCAACAAAAUUAUGAGAAACAAACUGAUCCCUUAUAAGCACGUCGUGACGGCUGUACGAAAUGGAGAUAUAAGCAAAUUUGCCAAAGUGAUGAAUGACUACAACCAGCUGUUCAUGCGCGAUGGGGUCUACCUUCUAAUAAAGCGCAUUCACCACAACGUGAUUAAGACGGCCCUCCGGAUCAUCAACCUGUCCUAUUCCAGGAUUUCCAUCAGCGACAUCGGGAAGAAGAUAGGCGUGGAGUCCCCCCUGGACAUCGUCGGCAUAACGGCCAAGGCUAUCCACGAUGGAGUCAUCGAAGCCACCAUCGACUACGACAACCAGUACGUGGAAUCCAAGUCCAACAGCGACGUCUACAUUACCAGUGAUCCCAUGAAAACCUUCCACAAGAGAAUAGCCUUCUGCUUGCAGCUUUACUCAGAUGCUGUUAAGGCGAUGCAAUAUCCAGACGAAAAUGAAAAAAAGGAAAAUGAGGAGGCCAAGGAAAGGAAGAUCAGACAACAGGAGGAACUGGCGCAGGCAGAGGAGGGAGACCUCGGAGAUGACAACGACUUGUUGUGA